AUGAAAGAUAUUGUAAGUAAAUAAAGAUAUCAGGAUGUUGAGUAAACUUUGGUUUUCACGAGAUAUAUAAUUGCUGAUUACUUGUUCUCAAAUCGUGUGCUCACUAAAAUGAAAACUCGUGAUAAGCUUACGUGUUUUGUAGACAUCUAAAAAUCCACAUGAAAGCCCAGUAAGGGUGUUACGGAUUUCAAGUAACGGGGAGGAUCGAAUGGGUGCAAAAAUCAAAAACAAAACAAAAAUCCGUAGGGCUCCCAAUAACCCCCCCCCCCCCCCCCCCAAAAAAAAAAAAACCCGGAACCAAAAAUUACCCCCCUCCUUUUUUUCCCAAACAACACCGCCGGGAGACCCUGGAACAACCGUGUACCAAAAAACUUAAACAUAUUUUUAACAACCCCAAAAAACCCACCUUAAAUUCAGCCAACCAAAAACAUAAUUACAAAAAUUUCAUUCCCAAAAAAGGGAUCACAAGUGUGUCACCCCCCUCUCAAAACUAAAAAACACCACAAAAAACCCCAAAAGGGGUUUCGAGUUUUAAAAAAAGGGGGGGAGAGAAAGGGGGAAAAAAAAAAAAAAAAAAAAAAAAACCCCAGGGCCCCCCAAAACCCCCCCCCCCCCCCCGCAAAAAAAAAAAUCCUCGGACCAAAAAUUUACCCCCUUACUUUAUUCGCAGAACUACGCGGCUGGGAUACGUCGGAACUACAGUGUACCAAGAAUCUUCAGAUUGUUUUGAAUACCCCAAAAAAUCCCUACUUAAUUCAAGCCUGCCACCAAAAAAGAUAUUUGCAAAAUUUUCCUACCCAAAAAAUCCCGGAAUUGAAAAUUUCAAACCCACAAAAAAUCCUUCGAUCACUCCCGUCACUUGAAAUCUGGAGUAUCCCCCUGGGCGUAAAAACAGACAUCAAAUUUUGCAUACUUCACCCUGGUUUUCGUACAUUAUGGUCUUCAGGAUAAUAAUUUGUUGACGAAUCAACACUUUCUUCGCUCUAUGAUCACUUGCUUCAUUCUCAUGGUGUGUAGCUUAUUUAAAUGUAAAUAGUUUGAUGAGAAAUUUGAUCUUGGUCAUACUCUAAGUGAUUUAAGGUUUAGCAGUUGUCAUUGUUUUGGGAUUGGGAGAUCAAUAUAUUUAUCUUAAAUAUAUUAAUCUUAUCUCCAGGUUUUCUAAUUUGCAAUUUUUCAUUGCUCAUUUAUGGAUGUGAUAGUUGCUAAAAAAAACACAGGCAAAUGCCAUAUUUAAAGGCUUAUUUCCAAAGCGAACUUAACACUUGCAUGAGAUACAUCUUGCUAACAAUAAGACCUGGACAACCUAUUGCAAAGCAGCAAUAAUUCUGAAAUGCAGAGCAGAGAGAUUGAACCCUAAUGGAACAUACAAGAAAGAAAACAUCUUUGUUUGAGUUAAAUAGAAAUAUGUAUGUAAAAAAAAAUGAGUUGAAUUGAAUUGAAAAUGCCAAGACUUGCACCAAGAGAUCCAAAAUAUUCUGACCUCAUCAGUGUAGAAAGUACAUUGAAAGCACUCACGUUGCAGGUGAUCUAGAAACAGUAUGUAUACAUGCAAAUAAAACACCACUUGGACUGUAUGGGCACCUUAAUAUGAAAGAACAAAGAAAUUAGGGUAAUGCGUCAACAUAUGUGAUUGAAAUUAUUAAAUUUAAUUUUCAUUGAUAUACAACCUUAGACAAAAUUGUUGGGACACUUUUAAAAUGGUCCUUAUUAUGUGAUGUUCAGGGACCACGGAGCAAGGUGAAAAGUGGGAGGGCUGACUAUUGAAAAUAAUUUUUUCAUAUUGAAAAUCAAAAAAAGGAAUAAAAUCAUAGUAUUUUAUUUGUUUCUGUCACGUGACUUUGCAUACUUUAUCCAGUAAUUGUUGCUCUUUAUAGGUCGGCCAACAUACACGGUCAGUUCAGAGUCAAUGCAAGAAAAGACGCGAUUACAAUUUUAGUAUAGAAAAUACUACACUGAAGUGAUCUGACAAAUUUCUAACUAUGGCCGUUCACUGUUCAAGUAAUGUAAUUCUUCUUGCCAUCGAAUAUUUCAUUGAUACGAAAGGAGAAAGACAAAAUAUAAAACUUUUAUCAACUCAAAACAACUACUCACCUUCGUUAGGCUUGAAAAAGCUAGUAAUUUUCUUCAUUUUGUCUGAUAAAGCUGAUAAAAAAAAACUCUGCCGGAGCUGGAAGUACAAAACACGCUGCCGAACGAAGUGAAGGGGUGGCCAAGGCAUGGCCUUUGAUCAAGGAGCAAAAAAAAGCACAGGAGCCCCACAAAAUGCCUGGCGUUUGAAAUUAAAGAAAAUACAGAAAAUAUAGUGGAAUAUAGACGGAAAAAAACUUGUUUCAAGUCUUUUUUUUUUAUUUUAAUUAUUUUUCCUUUUAGCGCAAAAAAGUGGUGGGGCCGCGGCCCUACCAGACCCUCCCCCUCCACGGUCCCUGAUGUUAAGGUCAAAAUUUCUGUGAUUUUGAAUUUCUAUGAAAGGGUAAUGGGGUGCAGUCAUGCUUUGACUAUUUUUGAAUCCCCCAUAAUACACUCAGUUUGCCCCCCAAAUUUUGCAUAAACAUUUGUUUUCGAAUGCUCCUGAGAAUAUGGCAUUUUCCCAAGAGCAUUUGAAGACCAUAACUUAUGCAAAAUUUGGGGGGAAAACAGAGUGUAUUAUGGGCAAUUUGAAAAUAGAGAAUUGGGUUGUGUCAAAUAUCCCUGUGAAUAAUGACUGAGACUCCUGGUUGAUGAUGGUGAUUAUACCCCUUGUGAAGGCAAUUUACUUUGAUAAACAUUAUAACAAGAUAACUACAUAUUGAUUGUGGCUUUGUUGUUUCUAAUUCAAGACUUUAUCUUUUCCAGUGUUUGCUUAAGAAGCCCAAUGCAGUCAUGUUCCAGAGGUUAGCAGUUCAUAGCUACUCACAUUCUAAAUUGUCUCAGCCCUUUUUUGCUUCAAUUUAUUUAUUUUUAAUGGAGAUAGAAAAUAUUUUAAAGUUGAGACUGACUGUGAUUACUGUUUACCCAAAGUAGGAACAACUGUACACAGUAACUCAAAGUUGUCUGUAGUUUCCUACAUGUAACAGUAUUUUUGAAACCAUGAUAAACACUAAAGGAGCAAUCCCUAUGUAAUUGGAAACUAGUCCAGCAACUUCAGUCUGGUAUACCCUUAUGGUCAACUCCCAUUAGCAGAAACCUGUGCCAGUAAAGUGAUUGGCAAAAUAAUAUAACAACAAUACAAUGUACAUUCUUAUCAAAAGAGUAAUGCAUGAAUCAUAGGUAAACAUGAAUUUAAUUUUAUGGCAACUGGUAUGACAAUACACUAAAUCCAGUAAAUUCUGUUUUCAUGCAGAAAAAAUAUAUUGAGGCCAUUUGAAGAUCACACCUCACUUGUAAGUAUUUAUGCCUUUUUCCAUGUCUUAAUCCACCACUGAACUGAGACGAAUGACUCACACAGGAACGUACUGAUCAUAACGCCUAUGCUAAACCAUAGACAGGGUAUAUCCUAAUAUCAUAUUAUUACCUGUUCCCCAUGCCUAGGCCCACUGGUAAUACUUUACUAAUUACAACAGGAGGAGAAAAAGGCAUAAGAAUUCUAUUUGCCGGCAAAUAUUUCCUAUCUGUACUUCUGUAUACAGAAUGACUUUGAUCUUCUUUCAGGAAUUCUUCAGUGUUAGAAAUGAUGCUUCAUUAUUUAUCUUUGGGUCUCAUUCCAAGAAAAGACCUCACAAUCUUGUUUUAGGUAUGUUUUUUCAUUCUUUGGAACACUUGACUCUCAUUCCUUGGAACAUGUCAUGCUAUAAAAGUAAAAUACUGUCUUAUGUUCUUUGAUAGGCCGCUGCUUUGAUGGUCAUAUUUUAGAUAUGAUUGAGUUAGGCAUUGACAAAUUUGUAUCAACAAAGAAAAUCAAGGUAAGGUUAUCAUUAAAUAUUAUAAUGAGAAAAAACUGUAAUAUCGUUAUAAUUGUUCAUGCUGGUACAAGAAUGUUCUCGAUCCCUGAUUAUAGCUGACAACAGACCAUACCUUAGUACUAAGUUUUCAGUUAAAUACUAUACACUGCUUCACCCCAUAUAUUUUUUGUACUGCUGAUAUAGCUAGCCACUUAACAUGUUCAUUGUGGGUCACAAAUCUUAGGUAAAUCAACUUUUGAGCCCUUUAAGGUGAUCAAACUGUGAAGUUCUAGAGCAUGCUGUUACCACAAAAACCAACAUUCCCAGACUGGUACACUGUUGUUAAUGUGGCUCAUAAAGUUAAUUAUUUUCCCCCAUCUAGAAUGUUUGACAACAAAAUGGAGUGGAAAUAAACAACUCUACUCAACAGAGAUCAUACCGAUCCUUACAAAUUACUGAUGCAUGUUCAUUUCAUUACACUACAAGAAUUUACCUGCAGUAGUACUCAAUAUGAGUGGACUUCCGAUACAUUUAGUUUGCAACAUGGCCCUCUACUGAAAAAACUCAGCAUUUAUGUUUGCGUAACAAUCGUUGAUGUUUGGUACUUGCAAUUUUUUCUUUACUAGCCCUCAAAACACAGCAUGGUUAACUUAUUAGUAUUUUAAAAUUCCAAAUUUGUUAUCAAAUGAAAUUUUUUCUGUUUUCUUUCUUUCAGACACUCAAGUGUUCAUUUGGUACAAAACCUUGUUUGUUAUUUUCUGGACAAGAAUUUGAAAAUGGUGCAGUUUACAAAAGAUUAAAAAAUAUCCUCAUAGGUGGGUAUGAGUGAAACUGCAGUGUAUUUAUUUAUUCACAACCUUGUUGUUAGGGUCCUAGUCUUAGAAUAACAAUGUCUGCAUGUCCUUUCUACCUUUUUCUGGUAAAAAGGUAAAGACGCAUACAAGCCAAAGGCCCAAAUGGCCGAGGCUUAUAGCAGUUUCCUUAGCACAAAGCUUGCAUAGGAGUAUUGCUACUUCCCCCUGGAUGGGAUGCUAGUCCAUCGCAGGGUUACCUCCCAGCAGUAUGUCGCUGGUUCCUAUUUAUAAACCUGGGUGAAGAGAGACAAAGUGGAGUAAAGUUCCUUGUCUAGGGAAAUAGCAUGAAAAGCGAUGCUUAAAGCCAGACCUCCAGAUCCGGAGUUCAGGGUGUUAACUUCUUGGCCACACAAACCUUCAAUACUUUUUCUGGGAUUGGAAUCUAUUUGCAUGGUAGAGAGAUGCCCUGGCUACUUGAGCUUCUCUUGGAAAGCCAACUUUUCAUUCCUUUCUUAACAUAAUGCACUAAAGCAUCGACAAAAUAAUAUAGGCUGGAUUAGUAUAACUUACCUGCCCACAGUACCACAAAUGAAUGUACAGGGUGUAUUUUCCCUGGGCACACAUCCUUUUAAGGGCCUAUCUAGCUGAGAUAAAUACCAUGAAAACCCAGGGCACAAAAUUACCUCCCCUCCCCCCCACUUCCUUCUUUUUCAUUAUCACCUACCAGUCACAUCAGUCUGCUAAAUAGAAUGGUUUUGAACAUGCAAACAUCAAUGUGAUUUACAGGUCAAGAAAAAGCCUCAAGACAGCUGAAAAUUCUCGGCGAUAUAGCUGUUCCACAAUUGUCUUCAAGUAUUAAAGGGUGUAAAAUUGCGUUAACGUUGUAUUACUGUACCUUACAGAUUUUUUCAGAGGGCCAGUGAUUGAGAAAGUGCGGUUACAAGGACUGGAGCAUGUUCUUCAGUUUACUGCUGUCGAUGGAAAAAUUUACAUGAGAAGCUACAGGUAAAGUUUUAAGAAAGAUAACCAUAAUAAAUGGGUUUCGAAGGAUUAAACAGCAGGGGCACAUGGUAUCUAAUGGACUAGUAAAAAUGGUCAGACAGCAACAUUCAACAAAUUGAUUUAGAUGUGGCAGAAGUAGUAUUUAAGCAAAGUGCAAAAUUUUAAAUCUAACGUGAUUGCUGUGCUGCCAGCAUGCAAAGAAAAUCAUGUCUGAUAGUGUAGGGCUAAGGCUUCCUCAAUCAAUGCGCAGGACAGAGACCAUUAAAAAAUGCUUUGCUCCCUUACUUCCCACAUGAUGAUGAUGAUGAUACAUUAAGUGGUUGUUAUUUUCCUCAGGGAUAAUAGAGUGAGUGAGAUAUGAGUAUGGAGAGAGGCAAAAUCACUCUUUAUUGGCAGUGAUUCCAACACACACUUGCAUAUGGUACUUGAACUAUCCUGAGGGAAAAAAGGGACUACCUAUAGUCUAGGUUUUUUAAAAAGUUAAGUAAUUUUUGUUUCAUUUCAGAGUGUUAUUAAAGAAAUCAGGAAGUCGAACACCAAGAGUUGAGCUUGAAGAAAUGGGGCCUUCCCUUGACUUUGUUAUGAGAAGAACACAUCUUGCAUCAGAUGACUUAAUGAAGGCAGCCACAAAGGUGCCAAAAGCAGUCAAGGUAAUAACAUGAACAGUUUAUUCAGGCCCAGUUGUUCAAAAGGUGGUUAUAAGAGCUAUCCAAUGGGUAAAUCACUGUCCAGUGCAUAAGUAUUAGGAAAAUCAAUAUUGCAAAAUCUACUGGAUUGAAAUUUAUCUAGUGAAUAGUACUAUAUCCACCUUUUUUACAACAGCACUGAUGCCUGCAUGAGGAUUAAAGAAUUUUAAUUUUGAGAGAAAAGUGAACAUACUUUUCUACUUAAAACUGUUAAAACUAGAAAUGGACUUCUAACAGCCCAUGUAACGGCAAAUUUUACAAGAAGAAUGCCAAGAUAAGUGGGAAUGUAGUUGUUUAGUAAUAAGGAAGAGAGUGAAGAUAACCCAAACAGCUGAAAUAGACAUUGUUAAAUAUGAAUUAGACAUUUUCAAUUUUAAUGGUAGGUAAUUGAAUGAGUCAAAUCAGCUGGGUUAAACUAAUAUUGUUAUGGUUGGUAAAUAUUUGCCUAGUGUUUGGCCCCUUGGCUAAUUCACAUAACAUUUUCAAGAAUGUUUUUGCAAAUUGCUGUUGUUAAUUGAAAAACAGUGAACAUUGUACAGUUUUCAUUGCUAUCAAACCUGUCAAAACUGAUGAAAGACACUUUUAAAUUGAGAUUAUCAUUUCAAAAAUUAUUAAGUACAACAAUACAUUGUAGUUGAGACAGAAUACUAAUUUACUGCAUUCAUAUAAUAACGUGGAAGUUCCAUAUUUUUGAUACAAGUGUUAUAUUUUGCAGCCUAAGAAAGUGAAGAAUGUUUCAUAUGACUCGUUUGGAACCAAGGAAGGAAAAGUUCACAUGAAAAGACAGGACUACACUAAACUUCAGACCAGGAAGAUGAAAGGACUCAAGAGAAAAUCUGACACAUCUGAAACACAGGGAACAAAAAAUAAAGUGAAGAAAAAAAACUAGAUAAAUAAUGGGGUUUAGAUUAUACCUUUUAUUU
Messenger RNA from Porites evermanni, 7262 nucleotides. The record is from the annotation of a GenBank genome assembly. NCBI's taxonomy places the organism in Eukaryota, Metazoa, Cnidaria, Anthozoa, Scleractinia, Poritidae.